Formica exsecta is the source of this 9559-nucleotide messenger RNA. It is a transcript of the gene trio, whose product is annotated as triple functional domain protein. Gene Ontology annotation, molecular function: guanyl-nucleotide exchange factor activity; ATP binding; protein kinase activity. The transcript is spliced from 29 exons. Gene Ontology annotation, biological process: axon guidance; protein phosphorylation. Gene Ontology annotation, cellular component: cytoplasm. Lineage: Eukaryota; Metazoa; Arthropoda; Insecta; Hymenoptera; Formicidae. The coding region runs from base 325 to 9465 and encodes 3046 amino acids. The record is from RefSeq and is a predicted model, not a curated record.
AUAUAACGUUGCAAAUAGAUACAUAUAUACAAUAUAAUCCGUGCGAACGCAUCGCGCGACUCGUGCUGUCCCCUUGGACAGUAUUGGCGAGUGAAGCUAUUGAAAACUUAUGAUUUGAACAUGGCAGCAGUGCUCUCGGAAUUUUAUUCGCGUGACGGUCGCUCGAUGUGAUUUUAACCGUGCCGAUGAAGUGACAAUAUGAACGAUAAUCUGGCCUCGAGGAGAAAUUCGGGCCUGAUAACAAAGGACAAAGACGCUGGAGUCGCCGUAACAGGACAACCGGACUUUUUACGGGUCAUGACAAUUUAAUGAAAAGUAAGAAUAAUGGAUGGUACACGAGCGGCAGAGGUAUUGCCAUUGUUGCAAGAACGUUUGGCGAUACUACCAGGUGGACGAGAUCGUAGAGGGGGUCCUGUGCUUCUGUUUCCAAGUACACCGAGACGCGAACGUGCGAAACCUGAAGAUUAUAGACGUCUCCUACAAUAUCUAUUUGCCAUUCCAAGCGAUGAAGCUAGAGGCCUACGAUUUACUGUAAUUGUGGAUAUGCGUGGUACUACUUGGGACUCCGUCAAACCCAUCUUGAAGGUAUUACACGAGCAUUUUCAUCGUAUAGUUCAUGUCGCUUUUCUCAUUAAACCAGAAAACUUCUGGCAGAAACAGAGAACUUCGUUAGGCAAGCAGAAGAAAUAUAAUUUUGAAAUUAAUACAAUCAGCUUAGAAGCUCUUGUAAAAGUUAUAGAUCCUUCUCAACUCACCUCAGAUUUAGAUGGAUCUUUGCAAUAUGAUCAUGCUCAAUGGAUCGAUACUAGAUUAGUUGUAGAAGAUUUUACAUGGCAAGCAGCUGAUCUUCUCGAUCGAUUAGAUGACUUGCAAGAGGAUCUUAGUCGAAAUGACUUUGCUGACGAUGUUGCAGGAGCUAAGCAUGGCAUUGAUCUACAUAACGAAAUGAAAAAGAAAAUCAUGAAAGUACCAGUGGAAGAUAUCGAAGUUGUUGGACAACGCCUGCUUCAGCGAUUUAAUAAUAGUGCAACAGCAACAGGGGGAGAAGGAGGAAGUAUCGACAAUGGUGCGGCAAGUUGCGCGGAUUCCGAUGGACGAGCACUGGCUACUCUAGUUAUUCAGCACUUGGAUUCCGUGCAUGCCGCGCAACAGCAUCUACUACAACUAUGGCACAUUAAGAAGAUGAAACUGGAUCAGUGCUUUCAGCUACGGUUAUUCGAACAGGACUGUGAAAAAAUGUUUGAUUGGAUUUGUCACAACCGAGAGGCUUUUCUUGCUAGUUAUGUGGAGAUUGGUCGCUCGUAUCAGUUGGCCAAGAAUUUGCAAGAGGAACAUAAACAUUUUACAAUGAGUUCAAUGAAUGUUUACGUGAAUAUAAAUAAAAUCCUCACAAUGGCUGGUAAAUUAUUGGAGACGCAACAUUAUGCGGCUGGACAUGUACGAGCAGUGGCGGGUCGUCUGGAUCGAGCUUGGAAGGAAUUCGCCGCGGGUCUCGACGAACGUACCGCGGUACUUAGUUUAAGUGUAGUGUUUCACCAUAAAGCAGAACAGUAUGUCGACAAUGUAACUGGUUGGAGUCAAGCGUGCGAAAUUAGCAAUCUGCCCAAUGAAAUUCCAGUGCUCGAGUCUCAUAUUCGCCAGCACCAAACUCUUUACGAGGCAAUGUGUCAGGCAUAUACGGAGGUGCAUAGUACCAGUAAGAAGCUUCUUUAUCAACUGGAUCAUCUUGUGCAAGUCUGUAAUCAACCGCAAGGAAUUGAUCAUGUCGCCAGAAAACAUGGUCAAGACGGACAUAAUAUUGAUAGUUAUACCGGCACGAGUGGUAAUCCGGCGGCUGAUUACAGUGAAGGUGCAUCCCAUGUAUUAGCUGUCAUUCAUCAGAUUCUUGGUCAUCAUAGAGCGUUGGAAGCUCGUUGGCAUGCCCGCAAAGUCAAGCUUCAUCAACGGCUUGCAUUAAAACUGUUUCAAGAAGAUGUAAAGCAAGUUCUCGACUGGCUGACGAAUCACGGUGAAGUGUUCAUUAGAAAAAAUACGGGUGUUGGUCGUAACCUGCAGAAAGCACGCGUCUAUCAAAAAAGUCAUGAACAUUUUGAAAAUGUUGCACAGAAUACUUAUACAAAUGCGACCAAACUGUUGACCGCUGCGGAAGAACUCGCUCAUACAGGUGAAUGCGCGCCCGACGAGAUAUACGCAGUGGCGCAAGAAUUAGAGACUCACGUUAGUAGUUUUGCAGCGAGAGUCGAGCAACGACGUCGCAGAUUAGAUCUGGCAGUAGUAUUUUACACUCAUGAGAAGGAGCUCAUUGGGUGGGUAGAUGAAUUACGUCAAGAAAUGCAACAGGACGAGGUGGCGGAGAAUCUGGAGACAGCGGAAAGACUAUUGGAACAAUGCGCGCAGCAUAGAUCAUCCUGUCUCGAAGCAUGCGCUUCGACGAUAGCUCAAGGCGAAGCUUUGUUGCAAGAACUUCGCGAAGCGGCUGAUGCGCCCGACACAACGGGCUCGAUAUCGGCAGUGGAGUCGGCUUUAGAUAGAUUGGCGAGCCUGCGGCAAGAAUUGGAAGAUUUGUGGGCCACGAAAAAGCUAAGAUUAGAACUAUGCCUGCGAUUACGCGUCUUCGAGCGAGAUGCGUUGGAGGCGAGCGGUCAGUUGGAGAUGUGGGCGCAAGAGUUGCAAGGUCCGCCGCGAGAAGGUUCUCCCGAACAAUUGUUGCGUGUGCAUAAUGACGGAGUUGCUCACAUGCAGAAUACCGCUUUUCAAAUACUUCAUCGUGGUCAGGAAUUGGCACAAGUUUUGGAAGAAGCGGGAGUAUGUAUCAUGGCAGAUGGUCAGCACAGUGCUGCAGCGCGAGUACAGGUGCUUCUCGAGUUUCUAAACGAGAGAGAAUUAGACGCGGAAGACCUCGCAGAAAUGCGAAGGGUACGGUUGGAGCAAGCCUCUCAAUUGCUACAACUGCAGACGGACGCUUCUCACGUGAUCAAAUGGAUACGAAACGGCGAAUCGAUUUUAUUGGCUUCGCUCAGGAUACCAGACGAUUUUGAGGACGCCGAGCAACUGGGAAAAGAACAUUAUCAUUUUCAACUCGCGAUAACAAAUACUCACGCCUCCGCUGUGCAAGUGAAGCAUAAGGCAGACUCUUUAAUAAGCGGGAAUCAUUACGACCCAAAGAGUAUUAGGGAAGUCGCGGAGGACGUUACCAAACGGUGGCAGCAGCUAGUGACUUGUGCGGAAGAACGACAUAAAUUGAUUACCGCCAGUUUAAACUUUUACAAAACAGUGGACUCGGUACGUUCGGUUCUCGACAGUUUAGAGUUACAAUACAAUGUGGAUGAUGACUGGUGCGCCGACGGAGAAAAGGCUGCCGGAAUACCGGCAAAUAUUACUAGACAUCAGGAGCAAAAGGAAGCCUUUCUCAAGGCGUGCACGCUGGUACGACGAACCGGAGAAACUUUCUUAAAGUAUAUCAAUCGUAGUCUACAAUUUUACAGCUAUCACGCUAACAGCGCCGGUUCCGCAAAUAAAGUCAAAAAUAUUCUCGAGGAGUUGGUCAGUAAGGAAAACAAGGUGCUCGAGUAUUGGACUCAGCGAAAGAAACGCUUAGAUCAAUGUCAUCAGUACGUUCUAUUUGAACGUAGCGCGAAACAGGCACUUGAAUGGAUAAAGGAGACUGGAGAGUUGUAUCUAGCAACACAUACCAACGUCGGUAAGAAUCGCAUUGAAAAUGAACAAUUGUUGCAAGAGCACAUUGAGUUUAAGGGCGCGGCGAAAGAAACGAGAGAGAGGGUGAAAUUGUUGAUUCAACUUGCUGACAAUUUGGUCGAGAGAGGUCACGCGCAUGCUACGGCGAUCAAACAGGCGGUCGCCGAGGUCGAUCAGCGAUAUAAAGACUUCAGCGCGCGAAUGGAUUGCUACAAGACGCAAAUCGAAGAUGAUCUCGGCAUUCAAUCCGACGAGGGACACAAAGAUCUCUCCAUCGAUCGUAAUUCGGAUCCGUUGCUGGAGGAGAAGAUCAAGGGUAAAGAUCUCAAGGAAUUGAACGAGGAGAAGAGAAGAUCCGCGCGAAGGAAAGAAUUUAUUAUGGCUGAACUCUUGCAAACCGAGCGUACAUAUGUAAAAGACUUGGAGACUUGUAUUCGUUGCUUUCUGGACGAAACGCGAUGCGGAAAGGGAAACGUUCCGCUGGGUUUACAAAGCCGAGAAUCGAUAAUUUUUAGUAAUAUAGAGGAGAUACAUCAGUUUCAUAGCAAUGUAUUUCUACGCGAGCUAGAAAAGUACGAAACCAUGCCGGAAGACGUUGGACAUUGCUUUGUAGUAUGGGCACCUAAAUUCGACAUGUACGUGACUUAUUGUAAAAAUAAGCCCGAGAGCAAUCAGUUGUUGGUAAUGCAUGGUGGAACGUGGUUUGAGGAAUUGCAGAGAAAGUAUAGAGUAGAACAUCCCAUCGCUGCAUAUUUAAUCAAACCUGUACAGAGAAUUACUAAAUAUCAGCUGCUACUUAAGGACUUACAGGCUUGUUGUCAAGAGGGACAGGGCGAAAUAAAAGAAGGGUUAGAAGUAAUGUUAAAUGUGCCUAAAAAAGCUAACGAUGCCUUACACUUAAGUCUAUUGGAAGGUUGCGAUGUUAGUACAGACGCGCUCGGUGAUGUUGUACUGCAGGAUUCGUUCACGGUAUGGGACCCGAAACAGUUGAUUAGGAAAGGAAGAGAUCGUCACAUAUUUCUUUUCGAAUUGUACCUUCUCUUCACGAAGGAAGUCAAAGAUUCUGCCGGAAAGGUAAAAUAUGUUUAUAAAAACCGCCUGUUGACCUCCGAAUUGGGCGUAACCGAACAUAUCGAAGGCGACGAAUGCAAAUUUGCAGUAUGGACAGGACGAGCACCGACCAGCGAUACUCGCGUAGUGCUGCGAGCGAAUUCGAUGGAUGCGAAGCAGCUAUGGGUGAUGAGGUUACGCGAGGUAAUACAGGAGACCUUUUUGGGCAAAAAUAUGCCAAAGAGCCCCGCUAAAAAGAGCUCCAGUCAACGAUCCAGCAGAGAUUUGGAGGAAUGCGCGUCUUUGGAUGAAAGUGUGGAGAAUCUCGAUAGAAAUUCAUUGGCUUCCUUUGGAUCAACUAAUACCACGGAUUCUGAUAAGACCGGAGUAGUGGAAAUGACAUGGGUGGUCGCCGAUCAUAUGGCGACACCGGGCUCGAGAGAACUCAGCGUGACGAAAGGGCAGCAGGUCGAGGUGCUGGAGAACGGCAGUAGCACCGGUACCACUCCCAGUGGGGUUCCUACUACCGGUGAAUGGACUCUGGUACGUUUACCACUCACGCCAGGGCAAGCCGAACCUCCCUUGGAGGGUCUGGUGCCCACCAGUGCUCUGAAACAGCCACCGACCGCCUCCUGCAAAACUUCGCCGUCCAGAAAAGCGUCCACGCAACAGCAGCAACAGUCGCAUCAGUAUCAUCAUCAUCAACAACAACAACAGUCGCAUCAUCAUCCGUCAUACCAUCAACAGCAGCAAAUCAAUCAGGCAAUCGUCCAAACACAACAGCAGCAGCAACAGCAAACUGCCGUCACAUCGUCGAUUACAGCCAAUACAUUGCCGUCGUGCACCGCAGCUAGCAUCGCACCGGUCACACAGCAGACGGCGUCGUUGACGACUUCGCUGUCGUCCGCGGUCCUGUCGCCGAUGUUAUCGGAGGAUGCAGAAACCACCGGAAGCGACGGUAGCGGGUCAACGACUAGUACAAAUUCACCUGGCAACAAGAGACGAGGUUUUAGCGGACGGAAGUGGCUCCCACCGCCUUUACGCAAACUUAGCCAAGGUAAAGUGGAGAAAACCAAUACUGUAGCUGUGUCGACGUCAUCGUCUCCUUUGAUUGGACCGUCUUUGAAGAAAAGCAGCUCGGAUAAACGCUUUAAAUUACCAAGCGGCAACGAGCAUAAUCGACCUGGCAAAACUGCGUUCGAUGCCCAAGAGGGUGAGGAAGGCGUUAAUAAGGAGGAGGAGAGUGAAGAGCAGCAUGAGGUCGACGUGGAUGUAGACGUUAUAUGUGAAAGUGACGAUACGAUAGCGGCGACAAGUUCGCAAGAGCAAAACGGUGGUGAGGAUGCCGACGACGAUUUGGAACUUCCUCCUCCGAUGAAGCCUAUAACCGAACCGAUACUUGUAACAACCGCGAAUGGUCCAUCAGGAUCUACGAUACCGAGUGAAUUGCCUGGGAAACGAUCUGUUGAGCGUUCGACGAAAAUUCUCGAUGGCGGCGCCACGACGGCCGAUCUGUCGGAGAUUGAGCAGAUUGUAAAGGAGAGAAUGGAGCAACAUACAGAAAAUCAGGAGAGGCACAGUCUCAUGCGAACCCCUAACGGGAAAUCGUUGAGCAACGAGGAAGAAUAUUGUAACGCAACCAUUAAUCCAAUUGCCGUCGAAGAAUUAGAUCCGGAAAGUACUGCACUCGCCAAGCGGCAAUUUGUUAUUCGCGAGCUGGUGGACACCGAGAGAGACUACGUCAAUGAUUUGAAGCACAUAGUUGAAGGUUAUAUGGCACUAAUGCGAAAUCCCGAUUGCGAGAUUCCCUUGCCGGAAGAUUUGCGCGGUGGGAAGGAUAAGAUGGUUUUCGGUAACUUAGAAGCUAUGUACGAGUGGCACAGAGAUUUUUUCCUUAAAGCUUUGGAACGUUGCUUAGAACGUCCUGAAGAGCUCGGACCUCUCUUUAAACGUUACGAGCGCAAGUUACACAUGUACGUGGUUUAUUGUCAAAAUAAACCCGUUUCGGAAUAUAUUGUGUCCGAAUAUAUAGAUACAUACUUUGAGGAACUUAGGCAAAAACUUGGACAUCGUUUGCAACUCUGCGACUUGCUCAUCAAGCCCGUACAAAGGAUUACAAAAUAUCAACUUCUUCUACGGGAGGCAUUGCGCCUCACUGAACGAACCCAAAGGUUAUCGGAAAUCGAAGGCCUCAGAGCGGCAGCUCAUGUCAUGCGAGUUAUUCCUAAAGCUGCAAACGAUAUGAUGGACGUUGGGAGAUUACAAGGUUUCGACGGGAAAAUAACAGCGCAAGGAAAGCUCUUACUGCACGGGCCGCUUCUAGUAUCAGAAAUAUCAAAUGUAUUGACGAGAGAAAGGGAAUGGCAAGUUUUUCUUUUCGAGCAAAAUAUUAUCUUUAGCGAAGCUGUCGGCAAGAAGACACAAUUUACCAAUCCUGCCUACAUAUACAAAGCACAUAUUCAGGUGAACAAAAUGAGUCUCGAAGAUUCGAAUGACGAUCCGGAGAAAUUUGUCAUCCGAUCGACGGAUCCUCGAAAGCCCGGGCUAGGAUUUUCUUGUAGCGUAGCGGAAGAAAGUAGUGGACCGCGCAGGCAGGAUUGGACAGACACGAUCACUGCCAUCCUGCAAACUCAGCGCGACUUUCUCAAGGCGAUACAGUCACCGAUUGCCUACCAGAAGGAACUUACCAAAGAUCCACUCCGUGCUGCAACCACCACCACCACCACCACUACCACGUCAGAACCUGUGAUUCGAGCAACCGUAUCGGUUCCUCCGACGCUGAUAGUCCCCGGGUCGACGAAUCGAGACAAGAGUAACGAUCGAGUAAGGACGAAUCAACAGCCAACGUUGCAGCGCUCUUAUACCGGAGGAUUGGAUCACGCGCAACCACGUACACCCAGCCCGACAAAGAGUAGGCUAAACUUCUUGGAAGGAUUUAAGAAUACUUUACGCACACGCUCGCCGGGUCGCAACAACUCCAUUCCGGUCGUUCCAGGUGCUCGUGUAAGAUUAGCUGCGGAUUGGGGAAAGUUACAUGCCGGAGACGAGUUGAUCGUUUCUCAUCUCGAUGGUCCAGGUCUAGUGGUAUCCCCAAUUAAUACCAAGAAUGAGCUAUGGAUUCCAGCGAGUCUUAUUUCGAACUCUGCAAUCAGUCGAGCGUGGUCAUUUCGACCGCGAAAGAUGGUCGAUUUUACGAAAAGCGAUCAUGCUGCCGAUGAGUCAAUGAUGACGCCCGAGGAAAAGACGCCGGCUAUCCUGAGCAGCCCGAUGUCGAUUCGCGCGACCGCCGGAGAAAUUGUUAGACUCUCUGUCGAGACGCACAAUGCGGACCGCAACAAUCAUGCGACCGUCACCUGGAAAAAGGAAGGCGAGGAUCAAUGUAUAAAAGAGAACGAUCGAUACCAGUUUCAACAGAGCAUGGGCUUUGUAUAUUUGCAAAUCACCGGUUGCCGGGCUUCGGACUCUGGCGUAUAUCAUUGUCAUAUCAAAUGCGAAACGGGCUCCUGCUCUGCGAGGAUUUCUCUGUCUGUCAUAGGCGGAAAAAGCAGCACUUUGGCACGCGCGUUAGGAUCCUCGAAAGUGGAAGUUGAUUGGGACAAACAAGAGAUCGGUAGCGCGUCAUGUAGCAUAGAAUGUCGAACUUUACCGUUACAACGAUGGGUGCCGGUGUUGAAGCAGGUUAAUGAACCGCCCGCUGUGCUGGAUGUGUCACCGGAUGCUUCGUACAGCUUUCGUGUGAUGGGCGAUGAUGGAAGCACAACCUCGCCGUCGAUCGUGGUGACGUUAUCAAGAUUAGACACAGACAGCGGGGCUGAAUGGGAAUCGAAGCAAUUUGUCUGUAGAUAUUUGGAACUGGACGAGCUGGGUAACGGUAGAUUCGGCAUAGUUCGUCGCGCCAGAGACAAGGGCACCGGUCAAGAAGUGGCUCUCAAGCAGAUUCCGCGUCACAAACAGUCAAGAUUGCUGACGCGGGCGGAAUAUGAUAUGCUAGCCUCCACUCAUCAUGUCAACAUCAUCAGAGCGUUCGCCCUAUUUGAGAACGCGCCUCGACCCGGCAUAGACACUAUUGUUCUGGAACUGGUCAAGGGCCCGACGUUAUUUGCAUAUCUGAGUGAGAAAACUGAGUACACCGAAGCGACAGCGACGCGAUACACUGGUCAGCUGUUAUCCGCGCUGUGCUGGUUACACUGUCGCAGCCGAAUGCAUUUGGACGUGAAACCGGAAAAUGUUCUCGUCGAUCAGGAGACGGAUCAGGUGAAGGUGAUAGAUCUGGGGGAAGCGGUGAGGACUCCGAUCGAUGAAGUUGUACCGCCUCCCUCUGAUUUGGAAUUUGCCGCGCCAGAAUCGGUGCUAGGUAGACCGACCGGUCCUUACACCGACAUGUGGGCCGUCGGAGUUUUUAUUUACGUUCUGCUAAGUGGUUUGUCACCUUUUCUGGAUGAUUCUGUGGAAGAGACCACCGCCAAUAUACUCAAGUGCGAUUUCUGUUUUCCCGACGAAUAUUUCGAGACGAUAUCCAGCGAUGCGAAAGAGCUCCUCGGAAGAUUAUUGCGUUUGCGUGGCGAGGACCGAGCGAAUGCAGAGUUUUGUCUUGGUUCGCCGUGGUUGAAGAUAUCGACUGGCGCUACCAUACUGUCUACUAGAAUGGCCGCAUUUAUAGAACGUCGCGCGCACUGUCUUAAAUUGCGUCAAGACCAUAAUGACAGCUUUUAUUCUUGAAACUAACAGUAUGCGAUAUAAGAGCAUGUUACUUAAAAUACAUGACAAAUUUGUAUAUGUAAAUAGCAGAAUAUACUUGUAAAUGUUUAACUGA